Messenger RNA from Theileria annulata, 2010 nucleotides. RefSeq names its product peptidase, putative. The transcript has 11 exons. Gene Ontology annotation, molecular function: metalloaminopeptidase activity. Bases 1 to 2010 code for a protein of 669 amino acids. The record is from RefSeq and is a predicted model, not a curated record. Lineage: Eukaryota; Apicomplexa; Aconoidasida; Piroplasmida; Theileriidae.
AUGAUUUUUCAUAAAUUUCACUCAUAUUGCAGUAAAAUUAAUUUUUUAAUACCCACCAGUAGUUUUUACUUGAGAUUCUCCACCAUGUCACUCCAUCAGAGCCGCUUAUCCUCUCUAGUAAAUCUCUUAACUGAGAAGAAACUUGACUCUUUCAUAGUUGAUAGAGUUGAUCCACAUAACACAGAAGUCCCACAUUCCACCUUUGAUAGACUUUCCUUCAUUUCAGGGUUCACUGGUAGCUAUGGGUUUGCCCUCGUUACACAUGAUCAGUGUUAUUUAUGGACAGAUUCCAGAUACUUUAUACAAGCUGAAAGGCAGUUAUCAAAACCAUGGGUCCUAAUGAAGUUGCUUGAGAAGGAUGUCCCAUCAUUAACUGAGUUUCUAUCCUCAACCAAAGAAAGUAAGUUUCCACUAAUAUAUUUCAUUUCAGUCAAAACUGUCGGAUUUGAUUUAUACUCGACAACAUACAAAUCCUACGAAAAUAUGUUGAAAAAAGCCCCCGAGAAGGAAUUUGUAGGAUUAACUGAAAACCCAGUUGAUGUUGUUUGGGGCAAGGAAAGGCCGCCUUUCCCAUUAAAUCCACUGAAGUUACACCCGCUAAAAUAUUCUGGAGUUUCCGUUUCAGACAAACUCGUUGAGGUUCGGAAGGAGAUGACGACAAAUAAAGUCAAUGUCUUGGCUCUAACGAACUUGGACGAAGUUGCGUACAUGCUGAAUUUGCGUGGUUCGGACGUCGAAACUUCACCGCUUUUCUACUCAUACCUAGUAGUUGAAAUGGACAAAAUUAUCCUUUUUGUGGAUCAUCGGAAGUUAAAUGAAGAAGUCACGUCAUACCUAAAGUCAUUAUCAGUUGAAACAAGGGAUUAUAAUGAUGUUUUUUCCUAUCUUGAAACUGUUGGUACUGAUCAGAAAGGAUCUGCUGGAACUGGUGACCCGGUACCCGCGUUUAAGAUGUGGUCUUCUACAUUUUCUUCAGUUCACCUAUGUAAUUCAUUUUUGAAGCACAAUAGUGAUUCUACGCCAAGAGAGUUAUUUUUAGAGACAACACCAGUCUGCGAUUUAAAGGCAUGUAAAAAUGAAACUGAGCUCAAGUGUAUGGCGGAAGCCCAUAUAGCAGAUGGAAUUGCAAUGGCUAAGUUUUUCGCAACAGUUUACGAAAUGAAAGAAAAUGGAACAUUGUUUGAUAAGGACGAAUAUGAACUGGGUCAAUUGAGCAGUGAAUGCAGAUUCGAGCAGGAGAAUAAUGUUGGAUUAUCGUUCGAGCCUAUAUCUUCAAUAUCAGAAAACGGAGCAGUUGUGCACUAUAGAGCUCUAAAGGAAUCCUGUUCUAAGAUUGGUCCACACAUGUAUUUACUGGAUUCCGGAGGUCAAUAUCUCACUGGAACGACUGACGUUACAAGAACUGUUCACUUUGGAACUCCAACUGAAGAGGAAAAGUUAGCCUACACACUCGUACUUAAGGGACAUCUUGCGUUGAGACAUGCCAAAUUUCCAGAAGGUACACCAGGCGAGUCUUUGGAUGUCUUGGCAAAAUUACCGCUCUGGGAAAGAGGAAUGAACUAUUACCACGGAACUGGACACGGAGUUGGCUCGUACCUAAACGUGCACGAAGGACCCUGUAACAUAACUUCACUAUAUAAACCAAGAAUUGGGAAACCAAACAUUGUGUAUUUGAAGCCAGGGAUGGUACUCUCGAAUGAGCCGGGCUUUUACGAGGCCGGGAAGUUUGGAGUACGAAUUGAAAACAUGUUUUACGUUAAGGAACUAGACGAUAAGUUCUCGAAAGAUAACCGUAAAUUCUAUGAAUUCGACGAUUUAACACUUGUUCCAUACUGUAAAGAUUUAAUGGACCAUUCAUUACUCACCAAACAGGAGGUUGAAUGGGUGAACGAAUACCAUAAGAGAAUAUCAGACACACUAGUUCCAUUGAUGUCGUCCCGACCAGGGUAUGAAAAGGCAGUUGAGUUUUUAAAAAAGUCUGCACAACCCUUAACACACAAUACAAAAUAA